AAGUUCACUGCCAGAUAGACGGUGACAUGUGUGAGAUUACCGCUGCUGAAGCUCCUGAAUUUUUCCUUCAUCAUGGCUUUAUCGAUAGGAUCUGGUCCGACUGGCAAAACAGAGGCCCAGAUUACUUGACCAUCUUUUUUGCUAACUUGACGGACCCCAUGGAAGGAACAGAGUAUAGCCCUAGAGAUUUUAUUGACAACAGGAAUCUGCCAAACGUAGAAAGUCCCGAAGGAAAGACCUGUAUUUCAUACGAGGCCCCCUUGGUACCUGUCUACCAGGAGGUAUGGAAGCUCCUGCGGGGAAAGACCCGACAACAGAUUCUCAAAGUCCGACGACACCCCCUGAAGCCUCUUACUGAUCGCCAGAUGAGGUUUUUCCAGGUCAGCCCAGAAGAGCAAAGAAAAGCCAAAGAAAUUCUGCAAGGAUUGGAACCACGUUUCAAGCUGAAGGCUACUGCUUCACUUUUUGGAGAGGACAGGAGUCUUGGAUUCAAAUUAGCCUCUCUUCGACCCACCAACGGAAGGAAGCGUUCAUUCAUUAAAAGAAAGAAAACCCUUCUGAAUGAGUAAGUGGUGGAUGUCUGGUAACAAACUGUAGCCCCUGACACUUCUUGCAUUGUUUUCAAAGUUGUUUUUUAUUCGCAUAAAACGGGCAUCCAGUACUCAUAGAUAAAACGUUUAACUAGAUAAUAGAUGCGGUUAUAGUUGAUAGUUUCGUGCAAAAAUGCAUGAUAACUAAAGUGGUUAGAGAUUGAACAAAUUUGAAAAAAUAAAGCGUUUUGUCAUUGCUUAA
This is a messenger RNA of Stylophora pistillata, 792 nucleotides long. RefSeq lists its product as uncharacterized. NCBI's taxonomy places the organism in Eukaryota, Metazoa, Cnidaria, Anthozoa, Scleractinia, Pocilloporidae. The record is from RefSeq and is a predicted model, not a curated record. Gene Ontology annotation, molecular function: oxidoreductase activity.